This is a messenger RNA of Eubalaena glacialis (North Atlantic right whale), 4644 nucleotides long. It is a transcript of the gene ZNF710, whose product is annotated as zinc finger protein 710. Lineage: Eukaryota; Metazoa; Chordata; Mammalia; Artiodactyla; Balaenidae. The record is from RefSeq and is a predicted model, not a curated record. Bases 124 to 2121 code for a protein of 665 amino acids. The transcript has 5 exons.
CGGGCGCGCAGCAGCAGCCCGGGCGGUGGGCAGCCAGGAGCCCCCGGCCCCGGCCCGCCACGGGCCCCAGCGCAGGAGCCGCGCCCGGACCCAGGCGAUGCCCUCCUAGCCAGCCGCCACGGGAUGGAGGGCUUCAUGGACUCAGGGACACAGACGGAUGCCGUGGUGGUGCUGUCCUUGGCUCAGGCCGCCGUGCUGGGCCUGGUUUCAGAAAAUGAGCUCUUUGGAGCCACCAUAAGCGCCGAAGCCUUCUACCCGGACCUGGGGCAGGAGCUGUCCGGGGCGGCCAUGGGGGAGCCCCGGGCCCCGGGCUCCGAUGUCUUCCAGCUGGCCUGCAACGGGCGGGCCCUGGAGGAGCCGGCAGAGGAGGAGGUGCUGGAGGUGGAGGCAGCCUUUGAGAAGCACACCCGGCGGAAGACGCGGCCGCCCGUGCGGCUGGUGCCCAAGGUCAAGUUUGAGAAGGUGGAGGAGGAGGAGGAGCAGGAGGUCUACGAGGUGUCCGUGCCUGGCGACGACAAGGAUGCGGGCCCAGCGGAGGCCCCCACCGAGGUGGCCAGUGGCGGCUGCGAGGCCCUGGUGCAGAGCAGCGCCGUCAAGAUGAUCGACCUCAGCGUCUUCAGCCGCAAGCCCCGGACACUGCGGCACCUGCCCCGAACCCCGCGGCCAGAGCUGGACGUAGCACCCUUCGACCCCCACUUCCCCGACCCGGCCCAGGACGGCUUCCCCGAGCCCAGCAUGGCGCUGCCCGGGCCGGAGGCCCUGCCCACGGAGUGUGGCUUCGAGCCGCCGCACCUGGCCCCCCUGAGCGACCCUGAGGCCCCCACCAUGGAGUCCCCGGAGCCCGUGAAGCCAGAACAGGGCUUCGUGUGGCAGGAGGCAAGCGAGUUUGAGGCCGACGCAGCCGGCUCGACGGUGGAACGCCACAAGAAGGCCCAGCUGGACCGGCUGGACAUCAACGUGCAGAUCGACGACUCGUACCUGGUGGAGGCGGGUGACCGUCAGAAGCGCUGGCAGUGCCGCAUGUGCGAGAAGUCCUACACAUCCAAGUACAACCUGGUGACGCACAUCCUGGGCCACAACGGCAUCAAACCGCACUCGUGCCCGCACUGCAGCAAGCUCUUCAAGCAGCCCAGCCACUUGCAGACACACCUGCUGACGCACCAGGGCACCCGGCCGCACAAGUGCCAGGUGUGCCAGAAGGCCUUCACGCAGACCAGCCACCUCAAGCGCCACAUGCUGCUGCACUCGGAGGUCAAGCCCUAUAGCUGCCACUUCUGCGGCCGCGGCUUCGCCUACCCCAGCGAGCUCAAGGCCCACGAGGUGAAGCACGAGAGCGGCCGCUGCCACGUCUGCGUCGAGUGCGGCCUGGACUUCUCCACCCUGACCCAGCUCAAGCGCCACCUGGCCUCCCAUCAGGGCCCCACCCUCUACCAGUGCCUCGAGUGUGACAAGUCCUUCCACUACCGCAGCCAGCUGCAGAACCACAUGCUCAAGCACCAGAACGUGCGGCCCUUCGUGUGCACCGAGUGCGGCAUGGAGUUCAGCCAGAUCCACCACCUCAAGCAACACUCGCUCACCCACAAGGGUGUGAAGGAGUUCAAGUGCGAGGUGUGUGGCCGGGAGUUCACCCUGCAGGCAAACAUGAAGCGGCACAUGCUGAUCCACACCAGCGUUCGGCCCUACCAGUGCCACAUCUGCUUCAAGACCUUCGUGCAGAAGCAGACCCUCAAGACCCACAUGAUUGUACACUCGCCCGUGAAGCCAUUCAAAUGCAAGGUGUGCGGGAAGUCCUUCAACCGCAUGUACAACCUGCUGGGCCACAUGCACCUGCACGCGGGCAGCAAGCCCUUCAAGUGCCCCUACUGCUCCAGCAAGUUUAACCUCAAGGGCAACCUGAGCCGGCACAUGAAGGUCAAGCACGGCGUCAUGGACAUCGGCCUGGACAGCCAAGACCCCAUGAUGGAGCUGACGGGCACCGACCCCUCCGAGCUUGACAGCCAGCAGGAGAUCGAGGACUUCGAGGAGAACGCCUACGCCUACGCCGGUGUGGACAGCAGCGCCGAGGCCAGCGUCCUCACCGAACAGGCCAUGAAAGAGAUGGCCUACUACAACGUGCUAUAGCACAGGCCGGGCCACCCAGGAUGGGGCAAGGAGGGCGUGGGGCGUGGGGGGAGACCCAUGUGCUGCAGGCUGCACCUCCUGCAGCUGAAAAACAAGCUACUGCCCCACUGUCCUGAGCCCUCCCUCCCACUCAGUCGUUUGCACCACUAGGGACUUGUAGACCAAAUGGAGACUGUACUACUGGCCUCAGCUGUGAACCAGGCACAGGCCCCAGGCAUCCUAGGGAAGGAAGGGUAACACGGGAGGCCCAGGUCCGGGUCUCCUUGGCCUGCUGCUGUGGGAGAAAUGCAGAUGGGGGCCGUCUGGGGACAGGUCACAAGGGCAUAGGUUCUCAAGUCUCUCCAGGCCCAGCAGAGCUGGGGCGGCCCGUGUGGGCAGGGCCAUCCUGAUGGCUCCUCGGGGGUCCUGUCACUGGAGGGAGAUCUCUUGAGCCAUGUCUUGUUUCUCCUCUGGACCCUCUCUGCCUCUAGGGAUGUUUGAGCUCCUGUGCUGGUCAGCCUUGCCCCCCACCCUUACCGCCCACCGGCCCCUGGGCUACGAGAAGCCCAGGCCCAGAGCCCCUUCCCCCACCCUGUCCAUGGACAGCCAGACAGGGCCCUCUGCCUUCUACCUCCUGGUGCCUCCCGCUCUCUCCUCCAGCCAGGCGUGCAUGCGACCUGGUCCUGGCCUUAGGAAAGCGGGGUGUAGCCCAACCCCCAGCUACCGUCCUCUCCAGCCGACCCCCAGAAGGCUCCCAUCUUACAGCCCUGUUUGGAAGUGGGCGUCCCUAAAGUGGAUUUCAGCAAACUGUUAUCCAGUUCUGUCUCGAAGUGGGGCACCACACCAGGGUCCCCCGACAAAGCCAGGACAUGCCUUGCGUCAGACACACACUAACAAAGACAGAUGGAGGCCCCUUGAGCGAGGGGACCGGUGACGGGGUCGUUGGGGACCAAGAGGGGCUGUCCUCAAGGAGGCCAAGGGCGGCCUAUGUAGGGGUGGGGACCUGGAGUUUUCCUCUUAUUUAAGGUCUAAUAAGUAUCCAUUUUGAGGAUGGGGACAGCCAAGAGUCAGCAGGGUCCCAGGAAAAGCAACAUAUUUAGAAAGGAAAAUGAAGACCAUAGAGGGAAAAAAAUGUUUUUUUGAGCAAAGGGGGGUAUUUUGAAGGUAAUUUAUUUUUCUCCUUUCCAACUCUGUGUCACCUAUUAUCUUUUCUGAUGGAGAUCAUUUUCUUUUUGCCAGCAGAAGCUUUCUUGUGUGCUGUGCGUGCUUUGUGCCUCCCCAACCAAGAGCAGCGUGGCCUGCCCUGGCGGGACUCGAGCUCGGAGGGGACUGUCGGUCUGGCCCUGGGGCUUCAGCUGCUGGCAGGGAGCCUCCGGAGGCCAAGGCGAGAGGCAGGAGGAGGCAGAGCCCGGCAGGCCAUCCACCCUCUCCCAGCCCCUCCGGCUAGUGACUUGCUCUGCACCACCCAGAGCAGCGGCCCGGGCUGCCGCCCCUGCUCAGCCCACGGUUCGCUCGCUUGCCAGCCCGCUCUCAUCUCCUCGGUCCCCGCGCCAGCUCCUGCCCCGGAACUGAAGACUGCAGGCCCAGGGCGGUGAAAGAGCACAUUCAGGAAUGCUAGGGCACCCAUACUCCCACCCACUCGCCCCCUGCGGCCUCCGUGGAGGGGAGCAGGCAAGGCCAUUCCCAAAGGCGCAGGAGGUGAAGCCACCAGCUUCAGCCCAGAAACCAGGAAGCGGGGAGCGGCUGGGGAGGGAGGCGCCCCCAAGGCUGUAUCCUUAGUGAAGGACCAAGCCAGGCCUCAGGGUGGCUGAGAUCAGGAUGGAGGGGAGGACAAGGUAGCCUUGGGAUCAGGCAACCAGGUGCCCCUUCCUUCUCUGUUAGAGUUCAUGCUAAGCAGCAAAUAAGAGGGCUGGGGCUCACGGGAGCCUCGCCCCGACUGUGGCUCUCCAGACCCCGAGGCCCCCCAGCCUCCCAGGUGCCCGCCAUGAUGACCCUCAGGUGGCAGUGACCCCGUCACUGUAGAAGACAUUUUCUCCUGCUGAGCAGAAGCAUCAUCCCCCGCAAACUACCUCUUCCCACAACGUCUUUCUCCCCUGGUACCAAAAAGAACCCUGUACCUCCUCCUCCUCUUUCCUGCCAGUGCAGUGGCCUUGGUCUUGGAAACCCAUGAGAGAAGGUCUGGCCCCCAGGGUGGGGCUCUCCUCUCUGCCCCCAGCCCCGCCAUCAGCACCAGCCCUCUGCGAGGUUUGAUACUUGAACGCCCCCCCUGCCCUGUGCCUUGGACCUGGGCAAGGCUGAGAGAAGGAAGCAGCGCAACUCACAACUGGAGCUGGUGGGCGGCGGUCUCGGCAAGGCUCCCGUCCUCACCCCCCAGCCCACCCCCACCUUUUCAAAAGAGGCGUGCAGCCUCUCGGGUGACUUGGAAACUCCUGGACAAAUUCCAUUCUAACUUAUUUUGACGUGUAUACAAACCAACUGUUUAGAAAUUCCACUUGUGCAAAGCCCUACUGUGUUUUUAUGUUCCUGUUUAAAAGAGAAGUUUAC